GUUACUGCCAAAUUUGCUAAAAUUCUGAAAAUGGCAGGAAAUGCGAAGAGGGUUUGGAACCCUCAUGCAAUGUAUGACCUCACGGUUGGGGAACAAAAAGCUAUUCAAGAGAGAGCUAAGAUGAGGGAGGCUUACAGGGCUGAAUGGCAAAAGAGAGUGACUAACCCAUUUCGCGGUGUUGGAGGAACAAUUUUUGAUCCUCAAGUUAUGAGAUGGAAUGCCUUGAAAGCUACUGGAUAUGAACAGUUUCGAGCUACCCCAAAGUCCGCAGCCAUUGGUUUUUCAGUGACGAUCCUACCAAUCACUUUACUGUAUCUAUUAGUUAAUAAUCAAAGGACAACUAGGGAGAAUAAAUGGAGGAAUGGAGAAGUAGACUACAAAGAUCGAGACUGGAAGUUUAUUUAAAUUAGGACACUUAGGAAAUUAUUUUAGCUGUUUUGUAGUGUAGUACAAUAUUUAAGGUUUCAUGGAGAAAUCUUUGUGGAGUUUUAUCAUUUGGACUGUGAAGUUCAUGAAUCUGAAUACUAUAAAAUACAAGGACAUCUGCCAUUCUGCCUAUUUUCAAAGAAAGAUAUGCAAAAAGACAGUAAAGAAUGACUCGAUUUGCCAAAUGUUUUCCCUGUACAUUUUUUGCAGUUCAUACUACAGAAAUUGUACUCAGUGUUUGCAGUUGUUGCAUUAUAUAAAAUAAAGAAAAAUAAGUAAAACAA
Molecule: messenger RNA, 710 nt
Organism: Owenia fusiformis
Lineage: Eukaryota; Metazoa; Annelida; Polychaeta; Sabellida; Oweniidae
Source: the annotation of a GenBank genome assembly